Pomacea canaliculata is the source of this 1592-nucleotide messenger RNA. RefSeq lists its product as uncharacterized. The record is from RefSeq and is a predicted model, not a curated record. Bases 51 to 785 code for a protein of 244 amino acids. Lineage: Eukaryota; Metazoa; Mollusca; Gastropoda; Architaenioglossa; Ampullariidae. The transcript is spliced from 2 exons.
CAUUCAUCGCGAGCAAAUCGCGCGAGACUACACGCCAAAGCUGUUACAAUAUGGCUACUGGCAUCUCCAAAAAGUUGCAAGCAAGAGGAUUUGAAAUAAUAGUGCUACAUGAUUUGAAAACAUGGACUCAAAAUGCCCACCAACCCGGCAGAAAAGAUUGCAUAAAGAGCAGUGAAUUUGAUGUUGAUCGCCUUUUUUGCUGCGAGACUCUUGAUGAACCCGACAGCGAUGCCGAUACAAGGGACGUUGAUGAGAAACAGCAGGGCCCUAGUCAGAGCAUUCAGACCAGUGCCUCGCAGAUGUCACCACAGACUCCUCCGAACUCCCCAACCCGUGGACAGAAUUCACGCUCAGCCAGGCCGAACCCUUAUGUUGAAUGCUUAGUUCGCGUCUGGGAGGAAGCUGCCUCCAGCGAUCGGACUCCUACUGGCCUAGCCUCGGACCUCAGAUUCGCCAGCGACCCAGUCAAAGACGCUGUGCCCACUCCCAUGUUGCAGGAGCGGAGACAGCUGUUGCUUCCCUUCACCGAUGACGACAUUUUGGUGCUACGCGAUGACACUCUUGACGGAGAAGACGGUUUGGUGUUCGAGAACCGGUGGCAAGAUUUGGGUGACGAGCACCUUGUGCCGAGUUUUGCUGGAGAAACCCGUCCUAUUAUGCAGAACCCUCACGAACUGGAGCCCUUUCUGUUCGUUGAAGAUGAUCAUAUGCAUUCUAAACGAUGGCGACACACCGUUUUAUGUGACCCAGACCAUACCGUGCCAACACACCAAUCGGAAGAAUGAAAGCAGAACAAACAAAAGCAGAGAAUAUACUCAAAAGGAUGUCACACCAAUGCUAAAGCUCCCAUAACAUCCACAACGACAGCGGAAAUGCAGAUGUCCUUUUUUUUAAAAAAAAAAAGAGUUACUUUUCAGUUAUCAGUUGUUAAAACGUUUUGGACUACAAAGAUAUGGGUGUGAAUAGUGAAAGACAACGCGCAGAUCGAGUGGUAUAAAACAUUUAAAAUCAACCGAAGUUAUCAUUAAUGUCAUCAUUUUUUUAAAAAGAUAUUUACAACUUUAUUGAGUGUGGGAAUCCUUAGAUGGCCUGCCGUUUUCAGCUCGUCUGAGAUUUGUGUUAUUUUUCUUGGCGGGUAUGGAGUGACCAUUAUGGGUAGUAUUUCUUAUUUGUUGAUUGUUAUUUCUUAAUCGUUAUUAAAAAUCUGCAAGACUUACGUUAAUGAGAAAAAGUCUAGAAAAACUUAAAAUAUUGACUACUCGGUGCAUGUUCGAGAUGCUGGAAGAAGAAUUAUACCUGGUCAAAUUAGUUGAAUUGAGAAAAACGAUUUUUCAAAACGCUUCUUUCAUAAAAACCAGACGGUUGCUAUAAAAAGGGUUAAAAUGGGUUAGUUUGUACUGUGAUAUAUGAAUCCUCUUCUAUAAGCUAUAUACUACAGGACCAAUUUCUAUAAGAACUUACAUGAAUUGUUAUCAUUAUCUUGAAUCGUUAAAUUAAUUGUUUUAAACUUUUGUUGACUAGAUUUUUGCCUUUAAAUUACUGUUAAAGCAUUUCAAAUUUUAUAUUUAAUAAAGCAGUCAAAAGGCAUUGGA